Messenger RNA from Drosophila elegans, 1244 nucleotides. It is a transcript of the gene Oscillin, whose product is annotated as glucosamine-6-phosphate isomerase. The coding region runs from base 184 to 1005 and encodes 273 amino acids. Gene Ontology annotation, molecular function: glucosamine-6-phosphate deaminase activity; identical protein binding. The transcript is spliced from 6 exons. The record is from RefSeq and is a predicted model, not a curated record. Gene Ontology annotation, cellular component: cytoplasm. Gene Ontology annotation, biological process: N-acetylneuraminate catabolic process; carbohydrate metabolic process; D-glucosamine catabolic process. NCBI's taxonomy places the organism in Eukaryota, Metazoa, Arthropoda, Insecta, Diptera, Drosophilidae.
CGAAUUAAACAAUUGAACAGUCUCAGUUCGCAGCUCAAAUUGGAAAUAAGCGGCAAACAGCAUACGCUCCCCAAAUCGCCAGUACGACACAUAAUAAUAAUACUAAUAAUAAUAAGUGACCAGCUGUUUGCAUUCGCGUGUUUUGAAGAGCUAUUUAUAUUUUAAAAACGAUUCAGCAUAACCAUGAGAUUGGUGAUUUUGGAGACGAGCGAUUCGGUGGGCAAGUGGGCGGCCAAAUAUGUGAUGAAGCGUAUAAAUGACUUCCAGCCGAGUGCCGACAGAUACUUUGUUUUAGGCCUGCCUACUGGAUCCACUCCACUGGGAAUGUACAAGGAACUGAUUGAGUUCCACAAACAGGGCAAGGUCUCUUUCCAAUUUGUAAAAACUUUUAACAUGGAUGAGUAUGUGGGCCUUCCCAGGGAUCAUCAAGAAAGCUACCACUACUUCAUGUGGCACAACUUCUUCAAGCACAUCGACAUCGAGCCCAAGAAUGUGCACAUUUUGGAUGGCAAUGCAGCUGAUCUGGUGGCCGAGUGCAAUAAGUUCGAGGAUCAGAUCCGCGAAGCAGGAGGAGUGGAGCUAUUUAUCGGUGGCAUUGGACCCGACGGGCAUAUUGCCUUCAAUGAACCCGGAUCAUCGUUGGUUUCCAGGACCCGGGUGAAAACGCUGGCGCAGGACACGCUGGAGGCGAAUGCCCGAUUCUUUGACAACGACAUGAGCAAGGUGCCCAAACAGGCUCUAACCGUGGGCGUGGGCACGGUGAUGGACUCCAAGGAGGUGAUGAUCCUCAUCACGGGAGCCCACAAGGCAUUUGCCCUCUACAAGGCCAUCGAGGAGGGGGUGAACCACAUGUGGACCGUGAGUGCCUUCCAGCAGCACGCCAAUACGCUGAUGAUCUGCGACGAGGACGCCACUUUGGAGCUGAGAGUUAAGACCGUGAAAUACUUUAAGGGAAUUCUCAGAGAUCUAGACGAUGGCUCCCAACAGGAGGGCUACACAAACUGAUUUUGCAGCCUAAUGGACGUUCAUUCCAAGCUGAUAGAGCAACAAAAGACGACGUAGCCCCAGAAAAUCAAGACAUUAAACGUAGAUCCAGACACCAUCAUGCCCUGCAGUAUAGGUUUUUAAAUCAAAAUCAAACUAAUUUUUCUAUAAUAAAUGUAUAUUUUUUAUGUUACAGUUUCAAGUUUUAUAAAAUUUUGAGAUAAAAUGAUUUAUUGCUAAGAAAAUAAGACAACAGUUAA